AGAAUUUGUUUAGACUGCGCCUCUGAUUUGUCAAACAGAAGCGGCCCACUCUUCUUCCCGAGAAAACCCAUUUUGUUAUAGGAGAGAGAGAGAGAGCGAUAUAAAUGCGAGUUUGGUUCAUUUAUGUGGUUUCUUACCCUUUUCUCAUCACCUUCUCUUAACGACUAAGCAUACACAAGUCUCUCCUCACUUCUCACUUUGCAUAUAUAUCCACCAUAAUGCGUGUUUGGUUAUAUAAAAAAAAGUACACACAAAAAUCUGAUAUUUUAUUUUCCCUUCAACAAGACCCAAUCUUUGGAUCAAUUCAAGAACCACCCCUUUGAAGGAUCUUUUCGAUUAGAUUUUAAAUUUGCCGGAUAAUCCAUGGAUGUUAUUGGAUACCCAUCUCAUUCUCUCCCUUCUUCUUCUUCAUCAUCACCAACAAAUCCAUUUUCCUUGGUUGAUAAGGCUAAGGAAUUCUUCAGAUUUGCUCUCUCUGCUGUGAUUGGGAACGUUUUCUCUGCCAUAUUCACCUUCUUCUUCGCUUUAGUGGGUACCUUGUUAGGAGCAAUGACCGGAGCUUUGAUAGGCCAAGAGACAGAAAGUGGAUUCGUACGUGGGGCUGCCGUUGGAGCCAUCUCUGGAGCUGUUUUCUCUAUCGAGGUUUUCGAAUCUUCACUUGUCCUCUGGCAAAAUGAUGAAUCUGGAAUUGGGUGUCUGCUAUACUUGAUUGAUGUUAUUGUCAGCCUUUUAAGUGGUAGACUAGUUCGUGAAAGGAUUGGUCCGGCAAUGCUAAGUGCCGUGCAAAGUCAGAUGGGUGCUGUUGAACCAAGCUUUGAGGAGGUUACCAAUAUCUUUGAUGUUGGGGGAUCCAAGGGUUUGCCCGGAGCUUUGGUCGAAAAGAUCCCGAAGAUCAAAAUUACUAGCAAAAACAAUGUGGAUGCUUCUGGGGAGAAAGCCUGCUGCUCAGUGUGCCUUCAGGACUUUCAGCUUGGAGAGACUGUCAGAAGUUUGCCUCAUUGCCAUCACAUGUUUCACCUACCUUGCAUUGAUAAGUGGCUGGUAAGACAUGGCUCUUGCCCAUUAUGCAGAAGGGAUCUGUAGCUUUUACAUAAUGUAAAUUACUACAUGACAGAAAGAGUUCUUUUCAUCGAUCUUAGCGUAGGAUUUCUUUGUUAUGUUAGUAAAACACUAGGUUCUACCUUUUCUCCUGGCAGCAUCUUGUAAUUAGCUCGAGUGCAAUGUAUCAUGAGCUGGGUCAUUGUACUUCAUCACCAUUCUGUAUAAAAAUUUUGCGUACCUGAAUUUGGUUUCUUA
Rhododendron vialii is the source of this 1296-nucleotide messenger RNA. Its product is annotated as NEP1-interacting protein 1-like. The record is from RefSeq and is a predicted model, not a curated record. The transcript is spliced from 5 exons. Bases 364 to 1083 code for a protein of 239 amino acids. Lineage: Eukaryota; Viridiplantae; Streptophyta; Magnoliopsida; Ericales; Ericaceae.